CUCUCUCUCCUUCGGAUUCUCUGAGAGGCUCUACAUCUCUGCAUCUCUCUGGUCGCCGAAGUGCGAAGACGCCGGAGAGUAGUUCAAACAGCGAGGAUCCCUUAAAACACUGGGAAUACUAUUUUGAGGCUUGUUAUUCGUUGAGCAUUACACAUACAAGAAGAUGUCUUCUCGUUUCUGGGUUCAGAGUGGAAAUGACACUGAGGAAGAGGAAGAGAGUGAUUAUGAAUCUGAUGUUGAGGCCGGUGGUGGAACUGGUGACAACGCUGGUGCAGCUGCUGGAAACAGAUACUUGGAGGGCAAUGCAAUUGAUUCUGAUGAUUCUGAUGGCCAAAAGCGUGUUGUCCGAUCUGCCAAGGACAAACGCUUUGAGGAGAUGUCAGCCACUGUCGAUCAGAUGAAGAAUGCCAUGAAAAUCAAUGACUGGGUAAGCCUUCAAGAGAGCUUUGAGAAGAUGAACAAGCAGCUGGAAAAGGUUAUCCGGGUCACGGAAUCUGAGAAGGCUCCUACACUUUAUAUCAAAGCACUUGUAAUGUUAGAAGACUUCUUGAGUGAGGCUUUAGCGAAUAAGGAUGCAAAGAAGAAGAUGAGUGCUAGCAAUGCAAAGGCCUUGAACUCCAUGAAGCAGAAACUUAAGAAGAACAAUAAGCAAUAUGAAGACCUGAUUAAUAAGUACAGAGAAAAACCUGAGAGCGAAGAUGAAGGGGAGCCUGAUGAUCAGUCAGCAGAUGAAGAUGAUUCUGAAACAGAGUUUGAGGAGGACCCAUCCAACAUGCCUAUUGUUUCAGAUUCUGGGGAUGAAGAUGAGGAUGAAGAUGAAGAUGGAACCAACCAAGCUGAGGGUGAUGGGGUUUGGGAAAAGAAGAUGAGUAAGAAAGAUAAACUUAUGGACAAGCAAUUCAUGAAGGACCCUAGUGAGAUCACUUGGGAUGUGGUUAAUAAGAAACUCAAAGAGAUUGUGGCUGCAAGGGGUCGGAAGGGAACUGGAAGGGUUGAGCAGGUUGAGCAGCUCACAUUUUUGACAAAGGUUGCCAAGACACCUGCGCAGAAGCUUGAGAUACUCUUCAGUGUUGUUUCUGCUCAAUUUGAUGUGAACCCAAGCCUUAGUGGGCACAUGCCCAUUAAUGUGUGGAAGAAAUGUGUGCAGAACAUGCUUGUCAUACUUGAUAUCCUUGAUCAGUAUCCCAACAUUGUGGUGGAUGACACAGUGGAGCCUGAUGAGAAUGAGACACAGAAGGGAACUGACUAUAAGGGCACAAUUCGGGUUUGGGGAAACUUGGUUGCUUUCCUCGACCGAAUGGAUGCAGAGUUCUUCAAGAGCUUGCAAUGUAUUGAUCCACACACUAAAGAGUAUGUUGAAAGGCUUAGGGAUGAGCCUCUGUUUUCAGUUCUUGCGCAAAAUGUUCAAAUCUAUUUGGAAAGGAUUGGGGAUUUCAAGUCCGCUGCAAAGGUAGCAUUGAAGCGUGUAGAGCUUAUCUAUUAUAAGCCUCAAGAGGUUUAUGAUGCAAUGAGAAAAUUGGCUGAACAGACAGAAGGUGGAGAGAAUGGCGAAGGGGAUGCUGAGGAGGAGCAUCCAGUGGUCGAAGAAAGCAGGGGUCGACCUGCAUUUGUUGCUACUCCUGAACUUGUGCCUAGAAGACCCACUUUUCCGGAGAAUAGCAGGACAUUGAUGGAUAUACUUGUUUCCCACAUAUACAAGUACGGGGAUGAGAGGACCAAAGCUCGUGCAAUGCUCUGUGAUAUAUACCACCAUGCUAUUUUGGAUGAGUUUGCUACUUCACGUGACCUAUUGUUAAUGAGUCACUUGCAGGAUGGUGUCCAGCAUAUGGACAUUUCAACUCAGAUUCUUUUUAACAGGGCUAUGGCACAACUUGGUCUUUGUGCAUUCAGAGUCGGACUGAUCUCUGAAGCACAUGGUUGCCUUUCCGAACUCUACAUGGGUGGAAGGGUAAAGGAGUUGCUCGCUCAGGGUGUCUCACAAAGUCGGUAUCAUGAGAAGACUCCAGAACAGGAAAAGCUUGAGAGGAGGAGGCAGAUGCCGUAUCACAUGCAUAUAAAUCUUGAGCUUUUAGAGGCUGUCCAUCUGGUAUGUGCCAUGCUUAUUGAGGUACCUAACAUAGCAGCCAACACUCACGAUGCCAAGCGCAAGGUCAUAAGUAAAACAUUCCGAAGGCUGCUUGAAGUGAGUGAGAGGCAGACUUUCACAGGUCCCCCUGAAAAUGUCAGGGAUCAUGUCAUGGCUGCUACUAGGGCCCUGAGCAAGGGAGAUUUUCAAAAGGCCUUUGUUGUCAUCUCGUCUCUUGAUGUCUGGAAGCUCCUUAAGAACCGGGAGAAUGUUCUUGACAUGCUCAAGACCAAGAUUAAAGAAGAGGCCCUGAGGACCUACUUGUUCGCUUAUUCCUCCUCGUAUGAAUCUCUGAGCUUGGACCAGCUCACCACAAUAUUUGAUCUCUCAGAAAGUCAUGUACACAGUCUUGCGAGCAAGAUGAUGAUCAUGGAAGAGCUCCAUGCUAGCUGGGACCAGCCAACCCGGUGCAUUGUCUUCCACAAUGUUGAGCACACAAGGUUGCAGGCCCUGGCAUUCCAGUUUACGGAGAAGCUCUCAAUCCUCGCUGAGAGCAAUGAGAGGGCUCUUGAGGCAAGGACAGGUGGAGGUCUGGAUGGGCUACCCCCAAGGCGUAGAGAGGGCCAGGACUAUGCUGGUGCUACUACAGGUAAGUGGCAGGAGAACUUUUCCCACGGAAGGCAAGGAAGCUCGCGCACAGGAUAUGCUGGGAGACUGCCAACAUCCAGUCAGGCUUCUGCAAGUGGUUUUACGAGGGGGGAUCGUGGAGGUCAGUUGCGAGGAGGGGGUGGUUAUUCCUCAGGCUACCAGAGCACACGUUAUCAAGAUGCAUAUGGAGGAGGGGUCGGGAGGUCUCCUUACCAGACAGGUUCAGCAGUACGAGGAACACAGAUGGAUAAUUCUGCACGCAUGGUCAGUCUCAACAGGGCUGGUCGCGUAUAGUGAGUAACAUAGGAC
Messenger RNA from Telopea speciosissima, 3022 nucleotides. Its product is annotated as eukaryotic translation initiation factor 3 subunit C. Gene Ontology annotation, molecular function: RNA binding; translation initiation factor binding; translation initiation factor activity. The record is from RefSeq and is a predicted model, not a curated record. The coding region runs from base 164 to 3007 and encodes 947 amino acids. NCBI's taxonomy places the organism in Eukaryota, Viridiplantae, Streptophyta, Magnoliopsida, Proteales, Proteaceae. The transcript has 4 exons. Gene Ontology annotation, biological process: translational initiation. Gene Ontology annotation, cellular component: eukaryotic translation initiation factor 3 complex.